ACAGCUUCCUGGAGUCUGACGUGGAUGUUGAUGAUGGCAGAAACUAAAGCAGCAGAGCUGUCAACAGACACACCAAACCUUCACAUCUCUAACAGCGGCGUCAAUGUGUCCUCACAGCCAAAUAACCCUCUGUCCCGAAAACUCAACAAAAUCCUGGAGACCAGGCUGGAUAACGACAAGGAGAUGCUGGAGGCGUUGAAAUCUCUCUCAGUUUUCUUCACCGAGAACAGUCUGAGAACCAGGAGGAACCUGCGAGGAGACAUCGAGAGACGCAGCCUGUCCAUUAAUGAAGAGUUUGUGCAGAUAUUUAAAGAAGUGACAGAGGAACUGGAAAGUGUGCAUGAAGAUGUUCAAGCCAUGAGCUCCUGCUGUGAAGAAAUGACCAACAGAUUAAAGGUGGCCAAAGAACAAACCCAGGACUUGAUUGUGAAAACCAACAAACUUCAAGGAGAGAAUCAUCGGCUGGAGGUUCGUGCUCAGGUGGCCCAGGCCUUUCUGUCAAAGUUCCAGCUGUCCGCCGCUGAGAUGGCCACGUUACGCUCUGCUCGAGAUGGUCCCGUGACUGAGGACUUCUUCAGAGCUCUGAGCCGAGUGAAGAACAUCCACGAAGAUGUGAAGAUCCUACUGAGAACCAACCAGCAAACAGCUGGACUGGAGAUCAUGGAGCAGAUGGCCGUGUUUCAGGAGACAGCAUAUGAGCAACUCUAUCGCUGGGCUCAGAAUGAGUGUAGAGGGUUGACUCAGGAAACAUGUGAUAUUCCUCCAGUGUUGAGUCAGGCUAUGGAAGCCCUCCAGGACCGGCCUGUUCUUUAUAAGUACACGCUUGAUGAAUUCGGGACAGCCAGACGAUCAGCAGUAGUUCGAGGGUUUAUCGACGCCCUGACCCGUGGUGGCCCAAGCGGCACCCCGAGACCCAUCGAGAUGCACUCUCACGAUCCAGUGAGGUAUGCUGGGGACAUGUUGGCCUGGCUCCAUCAAGCCACAGCCUCAGAGAAGGAACAUCUGGAAGCUUUGCUCAAACAGGUUACUGUGCAAGGGGUUGAAGAAAACAUGCAGGAAGUAGUUGGCCACAUCACUGAAGGAGUUUGCAGACCACUUAAGGUGCGAAUUGAGCAGGUGAUUGUUGCUGAGCCAGGUGCUGUUCUUCUGUAUAAACUCUCCAAUCUUCUCAAGUUCUACCAUCACACCAUCAGUGGCAUCAUGGGUACCAGUGUGUCCUCUCUGUUGAUGACCAUAGAUGAGAUGCACAUGCUUAGUAAGAAGAUGUUCUUCAACAGUCUCAGUCUCCACGCCAGUCGCCUCAUGGAUAAAGUUGAGCUUCCUCCUCCUGAUCUGGGUCCCACUGCCUCUCUCACUAAGACUCUGUCGCUCCUCAGAGAGGUUUUGGCCUCCCAUGAUUCUUCAGUUCUGCCUCUUGAUGCCCGUCAAGCUGACUUUGCCCAGGUGUUGUCCUGUAUCCUCGACCCAUUGUUGCAGCUGUGCACGGUAUCGGCCAGUAACCUGGGAACAGCAGACAUGGCCACGUACAUGGUGAACUCCCUCUACAUGAUGAAGACCACACUGGCUCUGUUUGAGUUCACCGACAAGCGCUUAGAAAUGCUGGAGUUUCAGAUUGAAGCUCACUUGGACACUCUUAUCAAUGAGCAGGCGUCAUACGUGUUGACCAGAGCUGGACUGAGUCAUAGCUAUAGCUGCGUCCAACAGCACACCGCAGAACAGGGGCCUCUGGCCAACCUCCCCGGCAUGGACAGCACAUCCUUAAAAACAGCCAUGGUCCAGUUUGACCGUUAUUUGGCCUCUCCUGAUACGCUUGUAAUGCCGCAGCUCAACUUCCUGCUCAGUGCUGCUAUCAAGGAGCAGAUCUUCAAACAAUCUACAGAGCUUAUGUGUCGUGCAUACGGAGAGGUGUAUAAAGCCAUCACCAACCCUGCAAACUCUUAUAAAGAGCCAGAAUCUGUCCUGCACAGAUCUCCACAGCAGGUACAAACACUGCUGUCCUGAAACGUGCUGCACCAACCACAGUUACUCAAUGUGCUGCAUCCAAUGGUGGAUUCUGGUCAUAAGAAUGCAUUUAAGAGAUUUCAUCUGGUGACGGGACUGAGUUUUUGACUUUUUAAUUGUAAAGAUGUGACAUAAAGACACUUAAACAACAGCAAGUGUACAGAAUUUGUGGAUUUCUCCCAGCAUUCUGAUUUCUGGCUUGCACGCUACCCUUUGGAUGGUGCUGUUUGCCAGAGGAGAAUCGCACUCUGAGAAAAAUAUUUAUUUUUCCUCCCCACAUGAAUGGAGAUCCCCAGUAGCAGGCCUGGGGAAGCAAACUACAGACCAUUUUAUUGCCACACAUAUUUGUGUUCACUCAAAUAUACGUACAGUCAUUACAUAUACAGGGGCUUUUUCGUGCAAACCCACACUUUCAUGGCCACAAAGAGCCCGAUGUGACUCAACUACAAUCUGUAAUCUGAAACAGUUCUCCAUUUUUUUCUCAUUAAAGCUUUUUUCUUUCUUAAGUGCAUUAAAAUACACCUAAAUGUU
Messenger RNA from Myxocyprinus asiaticus (Chinese sucker), 2532 nucleotides. It is a transcript of the gene cog6, whose product is annotated as component of oligomeric golgi complex 6. Lineage: Eukaryota; Metazoa; Chordata; Actinopteri; Cypriniformes; Catostomidae. Gene Ontology annotation, cellular component: COG complex. The record is from RefSeq and is a predicted model, not a curated record. Gene Ontology annotation, biological process: intra-Golgi vesicle-mediated transport. The transcript is spliced from 19 exons. Bases 25 to 2001 code for a protein of 658 amino acids.